AAGGUGAGUUUAGAAAGUCACGAAAUAAUUUAAUAUAUUAUACGAUUUAUUAUAACCAAUAAAAUCAUGAUAAUUUUGUUAACUUCGUCACAAAGCAUAUUUAUUUUAGAACAGCGUAUAUAUUUAUUCAAGAAUUUAUUUGUAAUUAUUAGAGCUAUGAUAUAUUAAUUAUUCGUAAUUUCUAGUUUUAAAUAGAAUAUAUUUAUUUUCGAAGUUAUUAUUUGAGGUUACUUUUACUUUUAUAUAUAUGUAUGAUUUUGAAAGUUUGAUAUUCAACCAGUUAGUAUCAUAAGCAGCACGUUGUUUCUCCGCGCAUGGCGUAAAAUUUAUAUACGUUACUAUCAUUAGUUAAACAUAUGAGAGCAUGAUCGAAGCAUCUUAUUUAGCAGAACUAUAGGAAGAACAUUUUGUUUUAAUACGAGGAAUCUGUACGGUGUAAUAAAAGACACACCGAAUUGUAAAACUAGAAUUUGAGGUUAGGAUCGUCUAAGAGUGUAUUUACUCAAGAAAUAAAUAUGCCUACUUGGAAUCAGAUCCAAACUCAACUGCGCAAUCCAAAUAAUCCGGUAGUAUUUUUUGAUGUAUCUGUGGGUACAACAGAAAUUGGUCGUAUGAUUUUUGAACUUUUUGAAGAUGUAUGUCCAAAGACUUCAGAAAACUUCCGACAAUUCUGUACUGGAGAAUAUAGAAAGGACGGUGUACCAUUAGGAUUUAAAGGUGCUAUAUUUCAUAGAGUGAUCAAAGAUUUCAUGAUACAAGGAGGAGAUUUUGUAAAUGGUGAUGGUACUGGAGUAAUUAGUAUCUAUGGUGGUGGAACUUUUCCUGAUGAAAACUUUACAUUGAAACAUGAUUCACCUGGAUUACUUUCUAUGGCAAAUAGUGGAAAGGAUACUAAUGGUUGUCAAUUUUUUAUUACAUGUGCUAAAUGUAAUUUUUUAGAUGGAAAACAUGUGGUUUUUGGAAGAGUAAUAGAUGGUUUAUUGGUCAUGAGAAAAGUAGAAAAUGUCCCUACUGGACCAAAUAAUAAACCAAAGAUACCUGUAACAAUUUCUCAAUGCGGUCAGAUGUAAAGG
Messenger RNA from Vespula vulgaris, 1073 nucleotides. RefSeq names its product peptidyl-prolyl cis-trans isomerase H. The record is from RefSeq and is a predicted model, not a curated record. The coding region runs from base 516 to 1070 and encodes 184 amino acids. Gene Ontology annotation, molecular function: peptidyl-prolyl cis-trans isomerase activity. The transcript is spliced from 2 exons. Gene Ontology annotation, biological process: protein folding; protein peptidyl-prolyl isomerization. Gene Ontology annotation, cellular component: intracellular membrane-bounded organelle. Lineage: Eukaryota; Metazoa; Arthropoda; Insecta; Hymenoptera; Vespidae.